This is a messenger RNA of Schistosoma turkestanicum, 261 nucleotides long. Lineage: Eukaryota; Metazoa; Platyhelminthes; Trematoda; Strigeidida; Schistosomatidae. The record is from the annotation of a GenBank genome assembly.
AUGGAUGAAUCAACAAUUAAAGUUGGUGGUACAGAUGAAUCAACCCAUCAGAAAAAGUCAACUACAACUGAUGAGAAUUGUUUAGGUUGUCGUGUAGUCGGCUCAGUUAUCCCUUUAACCCUAUCUGCCUAUAUAAUCUAUGCGUGUAAAGAUCAAGUCUCUAAAUAUGCUGGUAUACGAAAAGUGUCAUAUUUGACAUUGUGUACUAGUAUGUCAUUCGGUUUACUAUAUCUUGGAGCACAUCAAUUGUUCUCUCGAUGA